Molecule: messenger RNA, 1612 nt
Organism: Saccostrea echinata
Lineage: Eukaryota; Metazoa; Mollusca; Bivalvia; Ostreida; Ostreidae
Exons: 12
Coding region: 254-1564 (436 amino acids)
Biological process (GO): chromatin organization; negative regulation of transcription by RNA polymerase II
Cellular component (GO): pericentric heterochromatin
Molecular function (GO): chromatin binding; DNA binding
Source: RefSeq, a predicted model, not a curated record
CAUCACAUGUGUACACUUUGAUUUAUUUCAUAUUUAGCCUAUAUAAUAGCCUAGCAAAUUAUAAAAUAUUUAACAGACUGAUGUAAAAUUUUGUCACGUGAUAAUUUAAAGACGGGUGUUGAUGAUCAGCCUCACCGUCACUCGCCAUUUUAUAUUGCACGUGCGCUUUACAAAGACAAAAGAAGAGAAGAAGAGAGUAAUCAAGGAAGUUUAGUCAAGUUUUGUCAAUCCUUUACUGAUUUGAAGACUUAAAAUGGAAAAGCAAAAGAGAACAGAAUUUACGCCAGAACAAGUGAGGAUGCUGGAGGAGGCCUAUGGACAGGGCACAAGGAAAGGAAAGGCCUGGUUAGGUGCUCACCAGGAAUUGGCAGCAAAAUUAAAUUUAACAGAACUUCAAGUAAAGAAUUGGUUGGGAAAUUACCACAAAUCCAAAAGUGGACAUGGUAAAUUGGUUCAAAGGAAGACACUCCCAGCAGUAAGGCCAACUGCUUAUUCCUUAUUUUGUAAGGAAUACUCCAAGGAUCAUCCUGGCUUUAAUCCUUCAAUAUGGAAAAUGGAGUGGGAGGCAGCUGGAGAGAAGGAGAAAGAGAGGUACGCAAAGAUGGCAAGGGAGAUGUCAGAAGAGGGGGGAAGUGUAUCAACAAAUGAUGAUCCCACUACUCAGAAGAAGACCAUUAGAACCCUUCUGAAGCAACUGGAAUGGACUAGUAGGCGAUUGGAAAAUAUGGGCUUGCCCAAUUUCGCUUUGGUGGCUGAAAAUAAUACUGUCCACAGCGUUGGAACAGGGAGGGGUCGAGAAUUCCUUGAUCGUGAGGAUAUUGAACCAAAUUUCAGCCGAUUUUGUAAUCAAGAUUAUUCUACUCCAGAGAAAUCAAAAGUCAAUGAGCUGCGAAAGACAGUUCAAGUACACAUGAACGAAUUAUACAGAAAGGCUUCAGGCAAAGCAGGGUGCUUUCCCUACAAGAUGGUGCGUAAAGGGGAUAUUGUGGUGGAGGGACUUCCCCAGGCUGUCUUACCUUUGCACCCUCCAUCACACUAUGGAGAAGAAAAGCUGCAGCUGUUGUUAUCUUGUCCCAGCAUUUCAGUAAAUUACCCACAGUCAGCAGAAGAACCUACAGAUUCUCUAUCCCAGGAACCAUUCAUUGAACACUCAUCAUCUGCAUCCUCUAAUGAACCAUCUACCUCCUCUACUAGGCCAUCAUCAUUGGAACCAUUGCCUACAUCAUCAUCACAGCAUGCCACUACAGAGAUGGAGGAUGUGGGAAAUGACCUUAUUGGCAUACUUGGAGUGACAUCAGAACUAGAGAAGAAAAUUAAGAAAGAAAUGAGGAAAAUGACGAAACAAAAAGGGAAAAGCAAAGGUAAGGAAUCAAAGGCAAAACAGAAGAAAAUGGCAUUUGAUGACAAUGAACCAGGAUUCUACUAUGUAGAUGAAAUAUUAAGUGAAAGGAAGAAAAAUGGAAAAUCAGAAUUUCUUAUUAAGUGGGAAGGGUAUGAAGAUCCCACGUGGGAACCAGAGAGAAACAUCCCCACACAUCUUAUUGAGGAGUUUAAGAAUGUCUGAAAAUUUAAUAAUUAUUGUGUCUGGGAAUGUGAAUAAAUUAUUAGUAAG